AUGUCUACGCCAUCUGCUGAAAUAGAAGUGAUUGAUCCAGAAAAGCAAUUUGUCAAGACAUACGUUGAAUUAAUGGAAUUAUCAAAAAAUGCGCCAUUUGAUCAAUUUUAUUCAACUCAUGAUUACAAUAAAUUAUCAUCAUUAGGUCCAAGUUUACCAAAAUUUAAGUACAAUUUUCCAACAACAUCAACAGAUCAAUCUUUUACUGAUGAAACUCCAAAAAUAGCGAAAUUCAAAUCUAUAAAACCACCUUUCAAAUUUUCAACAGAAUUGAAAGUCUCACCAAAUGAAUCUAUUUACAAAAUUAAAUCAAAUUUAAUUGAAUCGAUUGAAACCUUAAAAUCAUCAAAUAUAAAACCACGAGAUUUAAAAUUAAUGGUCAAAUCGAAAGUUGCUCAAGAUUCAGCUACAUUAUCUACAUUAAUUGGUGAUAAUCAAGAAAUAAGUUUUAAUUGUGUUAUUUCGAAUAUACCUUCUACAACAACAACUAAAGAACCAGAACCAGUAAUUCCUACUUCAAAUGACGAUCCAGAAGUUGAACAACCAUUUGCACUUUCUUCAACAGCUUGGUCCAAGAUAUAUGAAAUUAUAUUGAAAGAUAUUAAUGAUCCUGCCAAAGCUAAAGCAUUGGUUCAUAAAUUCCAGCAAGAUAUAUAA
Molecule: messenger RNA, 657 nt
Organism: Lodderomyces jiufengensis
Lineage: Eukaryota; Fungi; Ascomycota; Pichiomycetes; Serinales; Debaryomycetaceae
Exons: 1
Coding region: 1-657 (218 amino acids)
Source: RefSeq, a predicted model, not a curated record